Molecule: messenger RNA, 3969 nt
Organism: Lepus europaeus (European hare)
Lineage: Eukaryota; Metazoa; Chordata; Mammalia; Lagomorpha; Leporidae
Gene: SEC24D
Product: SEC24 homolog D, COPII coat complex component
Exons: 23
Coding region: 223-3282 (1019 amino acids)
Biological process (GO): COPII-coated vesicle cargo loading; endoplasmic reticulum to Golgi vesicle-mediated transport; intracellular protein transport
Cellular component (GO): endoplasmic reticulum exit site; COPII vesicle coat
Molecular function (GO): SNARE binding; zinc ion binding
Source: RefSeq, a predicted model, not a curated record
CGGCCCGGGCGCGCGCAGCCGGGGAGUGUUUGACGUGGCACUUCCCAGCCCAGCUGCAACUCCGUGCGCCCGAAGAGCCUGUGCCGACACCGCGCGGGGGAAGAGGCGCAGCGGAGGGCUGCGGGCGCGAGGCAGACUCUCGGAUGCCCAGCAGCGUACGGGAGAGGCGCGGGACUAGGACCAGGGGAUUUUUGUAGAACUGUUCUUUGGAAUGAUAGUUUCAUGAUGAGUCAACAAGGGUAUGUGGCCACACCCCCCUAUUCCCAGUCCCAGCCUGGAAUAGGCCUUUCUUCACCUCAUUAUGGGCACUAUGGUGAUCCCUCGCAUGCAGCUUCUCCACCAGGUAUGAUGAAGCCAGCAGGACCUCUCGGGGCUGCCACUCCUGGGAUGAUGUUGCCUCCUGGCCCUGCACCUCCUGGAUCCCAUCAAUUUGGCCAGAAUGGAGCUCAGGCCUCCAGUCAUCCUUCCCAAAGAUUUCCAGGCCCUUCACCUGUCAACAAUGUGGCUUCCUCUUAUGCACCGUACCAGCCAUCUCCACAGUCAUCUUAUCCAAGUCCUGUGUCUACUUCAUCCAUUACCCAGUUGGGAAAUCAGUUGGGUGCCAUGCAAAUCAACAGUUAUGGAUCCAGCAUGGCUCCUUCUAGCCAGGGGCCCCCGGGCCCUCCAUCAGCAGCAGCAUUCCAGGGUCCUCCGCGGCCUCCACAGCCAUCCAUUCUGCAGCCUGGAUCUCAGGUUCUCCCACCGCCACCCACCACACUUAAUGGCCCUGGUGCCUCAUCUGCUCCUCCGACAGCCCAGUACCAGCCCCCGCCUCUUCCAGGCCAGACCUUGGGCCCUGGAUUUCCUCCACAGCAGGCCAACUAUGGGCCCCAGAUGGCAGGUGCACAACUUUCCUACCCAGGAGGCUUCCCUGGAGGUCCUGCACAGAUGGCAGGUCCCCCACAGCCCCAGAAGAAGCUGGAUCCUGACUCUAUCCCCAGCCCAAUCCAGGUGAUUGAGAAUGAUAGAGCCAUCAGAGGAGGACAAGUUUAUGCCACCAACACCAGAGGCCAAGUCCCUCCGCUUGUCACUACAGACUGUGUUAUACAAGACCAAGGCAAUGCUAGCCCUCGCUACAUCCGUUGCACCACAUACUGUUUCCCAUGCACAUCAGAUAUGGCUAAGCAAGCUCAGAUUCCAUUAGCUGCUGUCAUCAAGCCUUUUGCCACCGUUCCUCCAAAUGAGACUCCCCUCUACUUGGUGAAUCACGGAGAGACUGGGCCAGUAAGAUGCAACAGGUGCAAGGCCUACAUGUGCCCAUUUAUGCAGUUCAUUGAAGGAGGAAGGAGAUACCAGUGUGGAUUUUGCAACUGUGUGAAUGAUGUUCCACCAUUCUAUUUCCAACAUCUGGACCACAUUGGAAGAAGACUGGACCACUAUGAGAAGCCAGAGUUAUCUCUAGGAUCUUAUGAAUAUGUUGCUACUUUGGAUUACUGCAGAAAAAACAAGCCUCCAAACCCACCAGCCUUUAUCUUCAUGAUUGAUGUUUCAUACAGUAACAUAAAGAAUGGACUUGUCAAACUCAUAUGCGAAGAACUGAAGACUGUACUAGAAAAACUUCCAAAGGAAGAACAUGAAGAGACAUCUGCAAUUCGUGUUGGUUUUAUCACAUAUAACAAAGUUCUCCAUUUCUUCAAUGUGAAAAGUAAUUUGGCUCAGCCUCAGAUGAUGGUGGUGACCGAUGUUGGAGAGGUCUUUGUUCCUUUAUUGGAUGGAUUCCUUGUCAAUUAUCAGGAAUCCCAAGCUGUUAUUCACAAUUUAUUGGACCAGAUUCCAGAGAUGUUUGCAGAUUCCAAUGAAAAUGAGACUGUUUUUGCUCCAGUCAUCCAGGCUGGCAUGGAGGCACUCAAGGCAGCUGAUUGUCCAGGGAAGCUAUUCAUUUUCCAUUCCUCCUUGCCAACUGCUGAAGCACCAGGGAAGCUGAAAAACAGAGAUGACAAAAAACUGGUUAAUACAGACAAGGAGAAGAUACUUUUCCAGCCCCAAACAAGUGUCUAUGACUCGCUGGCCAAGGACUGCGUGGCCCACGGCUGCUCUGUGACGCUCUUCCUCUUUCCCAGUCAGUAUGUGGAUGUGGCCUCUUUGGGUCUUGUUCCUCAGCUCACUGGGGGAACCCUUUACAAAUACAACAAUUUCCAGAUGCACUUGGAUAGCCAACAGUUUUUGAAUGACCUCAGAAAUGAUAUUGAAAAGAAAAUAGGCUUUGAUGCUAUUAUGAGGGUUCGUACCAGCACAGGUUUCAGAGCCACUGAUUUCUUUGGUGGAAUUUUUAUGAACAACACCACUGAUGUAGAAAUGGCAGCCAUUGAUUGUGACAAGGCAGUGACGGUGGAGUUCAAGCACGAUGACAAACUUGGUGAGGACAGUGGCGCUUUAAUCCAGUGUGCUGUGCUUUAUACCACCAUCAGUGGUCAGAGGAGACUUCGGAUUCACAACCUUGGCUUAAACUGCAGCUCGCAGUUAGCUGAUCUUUAUAAGAGCUGUGAGACAGAUGCCCUUAUCAACUUCUUUGCCAAGUCAGCAUUUAAAGCAGUUCUGCACCAGCCUUUGAAGGUCAUUCGGGAAAUUCUAGUAAAUCAAACUGCCCACAUGUUGGCAUGUUACCGAAAGAAUUGUGCAAGUCCAUCUGCGGCGAGCCAGCUUAUUCUACCAGAUUCCAUGAAAGUAUUCCCAGUGUACAUGAACUGUUUAUUAAAAAACUGUGUGCUGCUCAGCAGACCAGAGAUCUCCACAGAUGAGCGGGCAUACCAGAGACAGCUGGUCAUGACAAUGGGCGUGGCGGACUCCCAGCUUUUCUUCUACCCACAACUCCUGCCCAUACAUACAUUAGAUGUGAAGAGCACAGAGCUGCCUGCUGCUGUUCGUUGCUCUGAGUCCCGUCUUUCAGAAGAAGGAAUCUUCCUCCUGGCUAAUGGUCUCAACAUGUUCUUAUGGCUGGGAGUAAGUAGCCCACCAGAACUGAUCCAGGGAAUAUUUAAUGUGCCAUCUUUUGCACACAUCAACACAGACACGACAUUACUGCCUGAAGUGGGAAGCCCAUAUUCUCAACAACUCAAAAUGAUAAUGAAUAUUAUUCAACAAAAGAAGCCAUAUUCAAUGAAGCUUAUGAUAGUAAAGCAGCGAGAGCAACCAGAGAUGGUUUUCCGGCAGUUCCUGGUAGAAGACAAAGGACUUUAUGGAGGGCCGUCUUAUGUGGACUUCCUUUGUUGUGUUCACAAGGAGAUCUGUCAGCUGCUGAACUAACGGAAGCUUCUCUGUCACUGAUGUCACAUUUCAAAGGAGACAAUCUCCUUCUUGGUGCCUAAUUUUCCAAUGAUAACAGGCUAGUUUUGAUUUCUUGCUCAUUUUUCAGAAUGGCUUUCCAAGAUGGCAUUUAGAACUUCAGCGUUGGUGCUCAGGUAUAAAGCCAGUGAAGGUACAGUUGUACCAUAAAGGGAACAGUCUAUUUCUGAUUGCACAACUUUUUAAUUUUUAAAACUGAUGGAGUUUGCAUUUCAUGAAGAGCAUAGUUUACAGGACUGAAACAUUCUCAGUUUUCUUUCUUUGUGCUAAACAUAUAAAUUAUUUUUCAAACCGUAUAGAUUUGGGGUAAGAUGUUGUGUUGGUUCCUCUCCCAUUUCAAUGAGGGAAAACAACUUAAUUUUUACAUUAUACUUAAUUUUUUAAAACCAUGUAAGUCCACUGAACACAUUUCUCAACUUAAGGUUUGCAUAGCAGACUUUUAAUAACCUUGGACUCCCUCUGGUGGAACAAUUUGUGUUCUACAUUUUUUCCAUAAUUACAUAUUAUGUAUGUUAAAAUGAUUUGAGUUGUUUUGUCUAUAAAACUGUCUUUAUCAAUAUUCUUGAUGGUUCUUUGUACAAUUUUGAAGGUUUCUACCUGUAUAUAAAGGACUUUAACAAAGAUCAAUAAAUCACUUCAUGUACUCAG